UCAUUAUUCUCUGUGAAAAUCUGAGAAUCUUCAUGGACAUAUUUUUAAGGGGAAAAAACUAUCCAUACGUUACCCCCUGUGAGGGGUUUGAGGAGGGCUGCUGAAAAUCCCCCCCAACCUAGGAAGAAAUCAUGCACAUGAAAAAGGCAGGUAUGGGUGUCUCCGAAGAAAAAUUCUGUGUGGAGAGGAUCAUCCUGGAUGAAGUACGUUUGGGUGAAUUAGCACAACGGCAGAAUGAGAUAAAAGCAACCUCUUUAAAGGAAAAGGUCCGUGACUCUAUGAGAUGCUCUGCGGGGCAGUUAAAGAUUUGGAUUCUAACAUGGAUUCCAGUUCUCUCUUGGGUUCCCAAGUAUUCCAUCCAGGAAAAUGCUCUUGGUGACCUGGUUUCGGGUGUCAGUGUGGGAAUCAUGCACCUGCCACAGGGUAUGGCGUAUGCUCUGCUGGCUUCUGUCCCACCUGUGUUUGGUCUCUACACCUCCUUUUAUCCUGUACUCAUUUACUUCAUCUUUGGCACAUCGAGACAUGUGUCAGUAGGUACCUUUGCAGUGAUUAGCAUAAUGAUCGGGGGAGUCUCAGAGCGAUUGGCUCCUGAUGAUCGAUUUCUGACCAAUGGGACGAACGGAUCGGUCAUCGUGGAUACGGUGGCGCGAGAUGAGCUACGGGUGAAAGUGGCCGCAGCAACGACUUUGCUGUGUGGCAUCUUUCAAGUUUUGUUGGGAUUAGUUAGGUUCGGGUUUGUGGUGACGUAUCUCUCAGAGCCGUUGAUUCGUGGAUACACGACAGGUGCAGCUACUCAUGUGGUCAUCUCUCAGCUCAAAUACAUUUUUGGAGUCUCACCCAGACGAUUCAGUGGACCCCUGCAGCUGGGUUAUACUUUGGUGGAUCUGGGCAGUUUACUACCACUGACACACAUUCCCACUCUGGUGGUCAGUCUGGUGGCUCUCACAGCUCUGAUCAUUGUGAAAGAGAUAAAUUCCUGCUACGGUCACAAAUUACUUCUCCCUAUACCCAUAGAACUGAUGGUGAUUAUUGCAGGGACACUUGUUUCACAUUAUACUGAUAUGAGAGCUGUCAAUGGUGUUGAUGUGGUGGGAGAUAUUCCAAGUGGACUGCUGCCACCACAAGUUCCAGAGGUGUGUUACUUUUCCUCAAUAGUUGGAGAUGCUUUUGCAGUGGCUGUUGUGGGAUAUGCCAUCAACAUUUCUCUGGGCAAGACCUUUGCUCUCAAAUAUGGAUAUAAAGUAGACAGUAAUCAGGAGUUGGUGGCGUUGGGGCUCUGUAAUGUCAUUGGAGGAUUCUUCAAGUGCUACUCCGUCACUUCCUCGAUGUCUCGUAGUCUUGUCCAGGAGAGCUCUGGAGGAAAGACACAGGUUGCUGGAUUGAUAUCUGCUGUUAUUGUGCUCAUCACUGUUUUGAAGCUUGGCCCAGUUUUUGAGGCGCUGCCCAAAGCAGUGCUGUCCACCAUUGUGUUUGUGAAUCUGAAAGGAAUGUUCAUGCAGUGUCAAGAUAUUCCUGUUCUGUGGAAGAACAACAAAAUUGAUCUGCUGGUGUGGGUGGUGACUUUUCUCUGUACUGUUCUAUUAAAUCUGGACCUGGGUCUGGCAGCUUCUAUCAGCUUCACUCUUCUCACUGUGAUCUUCAGGACACAGCGUCCAAGAUACUCUUUACUAGGCAGGGUGCCUGACACAGAACUGUACUUAGAAACAGAGUCAUAUAAGGAGGCAAAAGAAAUCCCUGGUGUCACUAUAUUCCGUUCCUCUGCAAUGAUCUUCUAUGCUAAUGCUGAACUUUAUAAUGAGGCCCUACUGGAGAAGUGUGGAAUAAAUGUUGCAAAGCUGCUCAAGCUGAAAAAGAGAAAAAAAGAGGAGGAGAAACAUGCAGAGAAAAUGGCAAAAAAGAGACAAGUGACAGAACAAGAUAAGCAGACUGGAGUUCUGCGAGAGUUAGCAAACAGAAUGGUGAUCUCCAUGAGGAAUGUAAGUGAACAGAAACACAUUUUUAUUGACAACGGAAUAGCAACAGUUACCCAAGGCAACAUCAACUUGGGCUACCAGUCAGAGCAGGACUCAGAUCUUGAAGAUAAGGAGGAGCAGAAGAAGACAAACAUACACUCCAUCAUCCUAGACUUUACUCCUGUCAGCUUCAUCGACACAGUCACCCUGAAAACACUGAAAAAUAUAAUUAGAGAUUUUGCAGAGGUGGAUGUCACCGUUUACAUUGCUGGAUGUCAAGUGUGUGUAGUGCAGCAGCUGGAGAGAGGGGACUUCUUCUCAGAGUCCGUCACCAAAUGUCGACUUUUCCCAUCUGUACAUGAUGCUGUGCUGCACUGUCUGUCACAGUCUGGAAAAGAACUGCCCAGUUCUAAGUUUGCACUGGAAAUGCCCUGCGUUACAAGAUUGUAACCACCAGAUGUCAGCCUGUCUUUCUUCCAGACCAUGCUGUCUCUUUUUACUCAAUUCACAAUGUAGGACCCUGUGUUUCCAUGACAACUUAUGUCACUGUUGUCUUGUGAUUAUACCCUGGAUAGUAACAGAUCACAGAGAAAACAUCUGAAGACAUUUUUAGAAACUGUUUGAGAACUCAACUGUAAAAAACAGACUGCUUGUGAUUUGUAUCUCAAAUGAAUUGGUUAAUGCAUGUACAAAUUAUUAAAAUGACUGAAUUAAGAACACAUUCCUACAAAUAAUAGUUACAAAUAGGGCUGUGAAUUGAUUACAGUUUUAAUGGAAUUAAUUACAUCAAAUUAAGAAAUCAAAUUAAUCGCAUAUAUAAAUAUUUGCAGAGAAAGUCCCCCUAUACAAAAAUAUCUCAAUAUAUAAUGAUUUAAUAAUUAAUAAAAAAAUUAUAAGUAGGCUCUAAUAUAUGUAAUAAAUAGAAUAAUUCAGAUAAUAAAAAUACAUUUAUUGUGGCAGAUGAGUUAAAGGAAUAGUUCACCAAAAAAUGAAAAUUCUCUCAUCAUUUACUCACCCUCAUGUCAUCCCAGAUGUGUAUGACUUUCUUUCUUCUGCUGAACACAAAAAAUUUUUUGGGAAGAAUAUAUCUUCUCUGUAGGUCCAUACAAUGCAUGUGAAUGGUGAUUAGAACUCCCCAGCAUAAAAAUAAUCCAGUAGUUUAAUUAAAGUCUUCUGACGUGAUCCUGUUGGUUUUAGGUGAGAACAGACCAAAAUGUAACUCCUUUUUCACUGUACAUCUUAAAAGCAGUCUCUAGCCAUAUAGGAUCAUGAUUUCGAGCUCGAUUACACUUCCUAGUGCUUUAUGGUGCACAAGCUGUGCAAAAAGCACUUAAAGGCAGCACAAAAGUAGUCUUUUGUCUUCAGAAGUGAUAUAAGUGUGGGUGAGAAACAGAUUACAUUUAAUUCCACUUUCAUUAUAAAUCUCCACUUUUAAUUUUACUUUUACAUUCUUUUGUUUUUGGCGAUUUGCGCAUCUUGUUUCGAAGGCUGCGUGCUAGCUAGGACGUAUCCUUUGAAGGGUGCAGUAUACAGAGCAUCUUCCUUAAAACAAGCCUUGUUUAAACGAGACAAACAGAAACGGAAUGUAACAUGGUUGCUAUGGCAGCACGCCACUCUUUAACAAGCACGAGCGCUUUGAGUGAGAAGGGAACAAAGUUCCUUUGGAAGGGAAUGUAUGAGGUACAUUUUCGGAGAGUUAUGAUGUAAAAAGAAAAGAAAAUAAAUUUUACAGGUGUACUUUUAGUCUAUACUUUAUUUUAAUUAUAAAUGAAUAUAAUUAUACAUGUUAUAUACUCUGCACCCGUCUACUGAGGUACUUCAACUUGGGAAUUAACAUUCCUUGCAUUUGAACAUCAUAUUUAUGGGCAAAUCCGUUGAAGCAAAGAAUUGUGGUUGUGAGUGCCCACGAGGAAUACACCUCAUGCAUCCUCCGAAUUCCCGUGAAAGAAGGUCGCAAUCGAAGGCUUCAUUCGGGGUGUCCUACUCCCUUUUCUGAAAUGAGGCAGUAUUUUCUCACCUUUAAGCCAUCACAGACGUGUAAGAUUUUUAUAAGCACAUUUCAGCUCUGUUUGUCCAUACAAUGCAAGUAAAUGUGUGUCAUUAGAUUGAUGUCUAUUUGACGGUCCAAAAGGCAUAUUUAGGCAGCAUAAAAGUAAUCCGCAUGACUCCUGUCGAUCAUUAAAAGUCUUCUGAAGUAAACUGACAGGUUGGUGUUAGAAACAAAUUGAUAAUUAAAUUUUUUUUAACUUUAAAUCGUUGCUUCCGCCCAGGGACGGAUUAUGACUUGGGGUGGGGGGUGUUGGGGAUGGUUUUCAUUUUCAUUGUUGAUGGGUUUCCGAGUGGGGGGAUUGCCAAACUAGAUAAUGCGACCUUAAAGCCCACUGCUGUAUUGCUGUUUGAAAUAACUUAAGUCUCCUGUGACAUUGUGUUGUAUAUAUGUUCUUCCGAAUUCUCAAGUCAACGCACCUUUGCAUUUACGCCAUUGAUGCAUUGACUGCAGGCAGGAAGCGUUAAUAAAGUUUUUAUUUGUAAAGUUUCUAUUUACUUUUUACACAAACCAAUCGGUUUGCUUCAGAAGUCAUUCAUUGAUCGACUAGAGUUGUGUGGAGCUGAAAUGUGUUUAUUAAAAUCUUCACUCUGGUUCUGCUGAAGAAGGAGAGCCAUACACGUCUGUGAUGGCUUAAAGGUGAGUCAAUCGUGAGAGAAUUAUUUUUGAGUGAACUAAUCCUUUAAGAAGUUUUUUAACUGUUGUUUACCUGGAGUGCUCUCCAGGAUUCUGAAUAUUUUACUCAUGAUUGUCAAAAACAUUUAUUUAUUUUUUUGUCAGCUUGUUGUCCCAGGUGCUGGAGGAUAAACAGGAGCUCAUUAAUAGAUUUCUAAAUUUACUCUACAUACUAGUCAAUACAUACUCUGAGAAUCUGGCGUCCUGUUUAUUCCAUUUGUUAAACCUACUGAGUGGGGCCCAUCAGUGGUUCUGGUAAGAAAAAGCAUAUGUAUAUUCCAUACAUUUUAUGUUGUGUGAAUAGUGUGUGAGUAUAGUUCAUAUAUUUACAACUGUUUUGAGAAGGAAUGCUCUUAUGUGUAAUGACGUAAAUGGGAUUUUAGGUGUACAUCUCUGUGUGUGUUUGUAUUCAAAAAAAACUUGCAUUGCGUAUUUCAUAUUACAUUUUGUGAUACAUUUGUGUUUCCUAAGUCUUUCGAUACAACAAGAACACGGCGAAAUUGCUUUUAUCUGACGUUUUUCACUCAUGCAGCAAAA
Molecule: messenger RNA, 5211 nt
Organism: Xyrauchen texanus (razorback sucker)
Lineage: Eukaryota; Metazoa; Chordata; Actinopteri; Cypriniformes; Catostomidae
Gene: slc26a6l2
Product: solute carrier family 26 member 6
Exons: 19
Coding region: 132-2402 (756 amino acids)
Biological process (GO): transmembrane transport
Cellular component (GO): membrane
Molecular function (GO): bicarbonate transmembrane transporter activity; oxalate transmembrane transporter activity; secondary active sulfate transmembrane transporter activity
Source: RefSeq, a predicted model, not a curated record